Molecule: messenger RNA, 1651 nt
Organism: Sphaerulina musiva SO2202
Lineage: Eukaryota; Fungi; Ascomycota; Dothideomycetes; Mycosphaerellales; Mycosphaerellaceae
Product: kinase-like protein
Exons: 3
Coding region: 277-1575 (432 amino acids)
Biological process (GO): protein phosphorylation
Molecular function (GO): ATP binding; protein kinase activity
Source: RefSeq, a predicted model, not a curated record
GUUUGCCAAGACGGGAAUGAUCUUGGCAGUCGUAGCAAAGACUUGCUCGGCGAUAGCUCCGUAUUAGCAGCACAAUGAAAUUUUUACUUAUUUACUUGCGAAACUGAAGAGAGGAACGCCUCCUACCGCAUCAUACUUGGCCGGUAGCCGCUGCAUUCCGUGCGACUCGCAGGAAUCCCUCCACGUAUGGCCUUCUCAAAAGCUGCUCCUCAGCCAGGCAGCAAGUCUUAGGCCCUUCCCUAAGGAAUCUCGAAGUGCACAUUCAUCUAAAAUCGAAUGCAGGAACACCGCAGCGCAGGAAAUACCGACUUCUGGCGCGACGUCGAAAAAGCGCACCUUAGCCAUCACCAUCAGCGACGGUGGUUAUGGCAGCGUCAAGCGCACAACUUACCUCGAUCGGCCAGAUAUCUAGUGUGCGGCUUGGUUGCGUUAUGUGCCGUCUUCGGAUUCAUGCGAGGAUACAGUGACUUCCGUGAUCAGGCACUCAAACAGUAUCCAACAGAUUAUCACAAGCUACAUAUUGGACGACCACACAUAUCAAAACCAUCACAUCCAGUUCGCUUUUCUGAACACACUUCGCCAUCUGCAGCAUGGACGGCGCCGACGACAGCGACAGCAGACUCGGGAGCUAAGGAGAGUUUGGGAGGCAAAAUCGACGAGCGAUACCUCUACGUCAAAGGCCUAGGAAGUGGUCAGGAAGGCAAAGCCGAUCUGUACAUUGACCAGCAAGACGGUAGCACUGUCGUUGUCAAGACAUUCAGCAGCAUUGCCCGCAAUUGGCUACCAACUUCAAUUUCCCGCGGCUAUGCCAAUUAUACCACGACAUGGCCAGCUGAGAUUGAAGCCAGUCUGCUUCUUGGAAGCCAUGACGGCAGCUCCGGUUACGUCUCUGUGAUGGACUAUUUCAUCCUGCAAACACCAUCCGGCUGGUCCUGGGCGUUGGUGACUCCUUUCAUGGCCCGUGGGACAUUAGCUCAGCUUGCAGCUGACGAGCACGAUUCAUCUACCAGAGAAACAACCGAUGAACUCGACGCUACAUAUCGACACAACUUCGAGGCCAUGCUAAGCCAGCUGCGAACUUUGCAUAGAGCAGGCUAUUGCCACGACGACGUGAAACCUGAUAAUAUCUUCAUCCAGGAUCCUGAACACUGGCUUCUGGGUGAUCUUGGGAAUGUAAGGCAUGUAGAACAUCCUUGGCAUGGCACAAAAUCAUGGACUCGGCAGAAUCAAUGGCCUGACUGUACCAGCAAUGAUCUUCGAAGAGCAUACAAGUCUUAUCUGUGGUUUCUUCGUGCCGCAAGUGUGGAUAAAGCACGCUUCGACAGGGACUUUUGGCAAGAGACCAAAGACUGGAGUCGAAUGUACUGGGACUUCAUGCAAAGCUGGAUGGCGCCCUCCAGCAGAAAUGGUGUUGCGAAUGUGUAUCGAGCGCAGGAGAGGCCGAGUGAGAGUUCCGUAGAGCCUGCUCUCCUGGUCCCAGAAGCCGGUUGGCAGAGAAAAACCGAAAGGGAGCUGCUGUGUACUUCAAUUCCAAGAAGAUUAUGGGGAUGGUCGGAUUACUUCGGACUAACCUAGAGCGCUGCCUGCAACGAGAGUAUUGAAUUCAUGCGAACACGACAUUACGAUAAGCUAGAUAGACUACAGAAGAAUA